Messenger RNA from Loa loa (African eye worm), 468 nucleotides. RefSeq lists its product as hypothetical. NCBI's taxonomy places the organism in Eukaryota, Metazoa, Nematoda, Chromadorea, Rhabditida, Onchocercidae. The coding region runs from base 1 to 468 and encodes 155 amino acids. The record is from RefSeq and is a predicted model, not a curated record. The transcript has 5 exons.
AUGAAAUGUUUUUCUUCUGGACCACACUUCCUAUAUUAUGGAACUCCGGAAAUAGCCCUUGGUCAACUAAAGAUCUUUUGGCCGGGUUCAAGUCUAUCCACAGGUGGCCAUCUUUUGGUGGCUAAAAAGGUUCGAUAUGAGAAAUGUCUAUGUUGUCGAAUAACUACAGCAAUGUAUGCAGUGCAAUCUUUGUACAUUCUGGCGCUUUCUGUAAUGAUCAUUGCGACAUAUACCGCCUAUGGCUUCACAAUUAAUGCUAUACCAAAUUUGACAUUUCUCAUCGGAUUAGCCAUUCUUCUAUUUCUAUUUCGUGUUUAUGUUUGGUUUCGUGAUAAUGGUGAAAUAUCUGAUCUAUGCUUAAGCAUAAUAUCAAACAGCCUAAUUAUGAUCAUUUAUGUAUUUGCGCUAAUUGUGUCAGUACGAUGGAGAAAAUAUAUGAUUGGUUUGAAGAAAGUGAAAUUUGGAUGA